AUGAAUCUUUUGUUGAAGAUGCAGUUGUUGAAGAUGGAUCCUAUGCUUUAUACAACCGCCCGCCACAAAACCGAAUUAUCUAAAAACACACUAGACAUGUUGUUGGGGAAGGUAUUAAAACGUACACAUAUUGGGAAUGAUAAAAUCCCAUGUAUCCAGGUUCGAUGUCGACUGAACGAUUUUGAUGAAUAUAUUAAGAAGUAUUUCUCACGGCCUAUUGAUCUAUGGGCAUUAGAUCCGGAAAAUGCAACAGGACUAGGUGAUACUAUUCUGAUCACAAAAUGUGAUGUAGAUAAACGACCGGCGAAAUUAGUGACACAUAUUGUUGAUCGAGUGUUGUUUCAGUAUGGUAAUAUUAUCGAUCCGGUUACCAAAAAACGAGUAAUUAAGGAGAAAUAUGAAGACGACAUCAAUUUACAGACAAAGCUAGUGAAGGAAAUUAUCGAAGAGCCAUCGUCAUAUGAUGUGUUGUUAUUCGAAGAAAAGCGAGACAUGCAGUGGCGACGAUUGAAUACCCGUAAAAUGGCGAUAAGCCAACGUGAGUUAUCGAAGCAGGGGCGUUUACUGGCGAGGAAAACAUUCAAGAGUAUCAGCAAAGAAAAGGAAGAGACUCCGGGUACGGAUAAAGAGGAGGAUAAUUAA
Messenger RNA from Cercopithifilaria johnstoni, 642 nucleotides. NCBI's taxonomy places the organism in Eukaryota, Metazoa, Nematoda, Chromadorea, Rhabditida, Onchocercidae. The record is from the annotation of a GenBank genome assembly.